AUGGAGCCAGUCGACAUACAUAGGUACUAUGCCAAAAGAGCUGCAAAGUUCCUAAAAUCGAAGGAGAUCAAAAAACAGGUUGAAGAGAUUAAAAAGAUGGAGGCAAGAGUGGCUAUUUUUGACUUUUGCGGAAAGACACCGCUAGUAUAUAAGCUGUUUAGAGGAGUUGAAAAAGAGAUUUUUGUUGUGUAUGACGUUUCUAAGUGCAUGGCAAAGAUAGAUGAGGUGUCCAGAGAUCAUGAUUUGAUCUAUGUUCUUGAGGAUGUGGAGGCAGUGGAGAGAAGUAUUUUCUAUGAAAAUAGCGAUGCCAUAUUCCUUCUGUUUGAUAGAUUUAAGUUCAUUAAAUGUGUGUGA
Encephalitozoon hellem ATCC 50504 is the source of this 354-nucleotide messenger RNA. RefSeq lists its product as uncharacterized. The transcript has a single exon. The coding region runs from base 1 to 354 and encodes 117 amino acids. The record is from RefSeq and is a predicted model, not a curated record. NCBI's taxonomy places the organism in Eukaryota, Fungi, Microsporidia, Unikaryonidae.